AUGUGGGUUAUGUGUGACCGUGAAACGCUUCCAAAACACCUCCAGGAGAUCCCAUCCUCCAGCAGCAAUGUCUCCACCAGCUUCACCUGGGACUGGGACUCCAGCAAGACCUCUGAGUUUCUCUCGGGCAUGGGAGUGUCUGUCCUUAAGAAGGACAAGCUGGGCAAUGAAAACACGCCGCAGGACCUGCUGGUGUCAUCACCCUGUCCUCCUCAGAAACGGCAGAAGGUGAAAGAGAAGGAAAGGGACUUUGUCAUUGUGCGCCGGCCUCGGCUGCUUCGAGAGGCGGAGUCAGGUGUUUCUUGGGAUGCACUUCCAGACGAAUUGCUUUUGGCAAUCUUUGCAUAUUUGCCCCUAAAUGACUUGCUAAAAGUUUCCCUGAUUUGCAAGAGAUGGCAUCGUCUUUCGUUUGAUGAAUCUCUCUGGCAGACUCUCGAUCUGACUGGUAGAAAUCUGUUGCCAGGAGUGAUUGGACAGUUGCUGCCUGCAGGUGUUACUGUAUUCCGCUGCCCAAGAUCUUGUAUUGGGAAUCCGUUGUUUAAAACAAGCAAACCUCUCAGAGUUCAGCAUAUGGAUUUGUCGAACUGCACAGUGUCUGUUGCAGAUCUCCAGAGUAUUCUUUGUCUGUGUGAAAGGCUGCAGAACCUCAGCUUGGAGGGACUAGUGCUUUCUGACGACAUCAUCAAGAGCAUUGCUAAGAAUCUCGGUUUGAUGCGACUAAAUCUCUGUGGGUGCUCAGGGUUUUCUGCAGAAGCCUUGGAGCUGAUGUUGAGCAGCUGUUCUAUGUUGGAGGAGCUGAACUUGUCCUGGUGUGACUUCACAGCCACCCAUGUCAAAGCAGCAGUCAAUCAUGUUACUUCAAAAGUAACCCAAUUAAAUUUAAGUGGAUAUAGACAGAAUCUACAAAUACCAGAUGUUAAAACACUGGUGGAAAGGUGUCCUUUUCUCGUCCAUUUAGAUCUAAGUGACAGUGUGAUGUUGAAGCCUGAGUGCUUCCAGUAUUUUCAUCAACUCAUCUUUCUACAACAUCUGUGUCUUAGCCGAUGUUACCAGAUAUCACCUGCUGCCUUAGUAGAACUUGGUAAAAUUCCAACAUUAAAGACUCUUCAGGUGUUUGGAAUAGUGACUGAUAGCUCCCUACAGCUCCUCAAGGAAACGCUUCCUGACAUGAAGAUCAAUUGUUCACACUUCACAAGUAUCGCAAGGCCAACUGUUGGCAGCAAAAAGAAUCAUGAGAUUUGGGGCAUCAAAUGCAGAUUGACGCUGAGAAAUCCUAGUGGCUUAUGAUCAUGUACAAUGCACUGGAUGUGAUGGACACACUGUGUGUAGUGAAGCUCCUUAAGAAGCAGAGUGCUGGAGCACCUUUAAUCAUAGUACUGUUAUUGUAAAAAGCAUUCUAACUUGGUCUUAUGCCUUAAUGUAAUGUCAUAAAUGUUUACAGUAUUUUUUGUACUUAAAGCCUUUAGAAAUCUGAUGAUCUGGGAGCAAUUACAGAAUUUUUCUUCGUCUUUUUCACAGGGGAUGUUUUUUAAAAAAAAUACUAUGAAACAAUCAUUGUAAUUAAACAAGGUCAGCCCCUAGCAACUGUUGCAGGUUCUGAUGCAGCUUUUGUUGCUCUAAGAUGUUCUAAAGGUGCUUUUGGUUAACUCUUCCAGCUCUACAACUCCUGAAACGGCUUGUAGAGGUGCUAGAUGUCUUAAUAAGGCUUAUUAAGGAAUUGUCUUCGUCUGAGUUUGCAGAACUCAAAAUGAAUAAUGGUAUUAAACCUAUUCAAAUCCUUAAUUGAACAAGAUGUACAGUAAGAUAAGAAGCUACCCACUGUUUGUGAGAGGGACAGAGGACUGAGUCUGAAUUCACCAAACCUGAAAACAGUAAAUAGGGGAAGGGAUGUCUACAGAAAAAUAGCUGAGACAGCUCGAUACUGUACAAGUUAAGGAGCAGUAUAAAGGAGCUACAGUGAAGUUUUUGUUUAGCAGGCCACAAAGGUAACAUCUGCUUUUAAUAUUCUUCACUGUUAGCAAAAUAUAGUCUGAAAAGCCCAUUCAGAAUAAGCAUCUGUAAAAGUAGGUGCUGGUUAUCAUUUCAUGUUGUGGUGCUAGGUUUUCUGAUUAAGUAUUACAGAACCUUAAUGUAGCUUCUGUGAACUUGAUCUCAGAUGAAACUUCUUAAAAAUGUUCUCUUACUUCCUUUAAAGAUUAGGAUCUUUCAACUGCAACUGAUAAAUUGGCAGAAAUCCUGCAGGGGGAGGGCUCAAAUGGUUCUAGAUCUCAGACCAAAAACAAAACAUGGGACUGCAGUGUAAGAGUGCUGAAAGGAAGAGAUGCUUUGGUGCUAUUAAAAGACAUCAAUUUCUCUUUUAUAAUAGCUUAUGCUUGUAGUAUGAUUUCAAUUCUUGUCUCUGUAACACUAACCACUACUGUCUAGUGUUGGUUUUUUAAAGUCAUAUGAAAAGCUGAGUAACUGCCAAAAAAACCCCCCAAAAAACCUAAGGAUAGGGACAGGUAAUGACUUU
Messenger RNA from Pygoscelis adeliae (Adelie penguin), 2512 nucleotides. It is a transcript of the gene SKP2, whose product is annotated as S-phase kinase-associated protein 2, E3 ubiquitin protein ligase. NCBI's taxonomy places the organism in Eukaryota, Metazoa, Chordata, Aves, Sphenisciformes, Spheniscidae. The record is from RefSeq and is a predicted model, not a curated record. The transcript has 10 exons. Bases 1 to 1287 code for a protein of 428 amino acids. Gene Ontology annotation, molecular function: protein binding.